UUCACAUGUGAGCAUGGGCUGCCGCGGUUCUAAAAAGCAGAGCGGGAAGAUCGAAGAGGAGAAAACUGAGAAAAUUGAGGCUGGUGCACUGCCAAAGGUGGAACCCCGCUUCCGCCACACCCGCCAUGUCAUAGACCGCCAGACUGGCAAGACCUUCAAAGAAGUCAUACCUGGCCCGGUGUGGUCGACCUUGAAGGGGUUGUAUGUCACAUCAGCAUGUGGUGUGGUUCCUGCACACCAUCUCAGAUGUUGCCUCCGAAGGUUGACAGAGCACGCCGGUCGAAAGAUGCGCUCUCGAUCUAGCCAAAAGGACAUUCGGAAGUUUUGUGAUGUUUACAACAUCGAUUUGGACGAGGUACUAUUACCUCUCAGUGAGUUCGCAACCAUGAAUGAUUUUUUUACUCGUGAGCUGAAGCCUUCGGCUCGCCCAAUCCACAGUUCAGAGGAACCUGGAGUUUUCACCAGCUGCGCGGACUGCCGGUUGAUUAUUUUCCAGACCUUGGAGGAAGCAACCAGUAUAUGGAUCAAGGGCCUGAAAUUUUCCCUCACUGAGCUGCUGGGAGAAGCUGUGGCAAAGCCCUUCCUGGAAAAGCCAGGUUGCUCCGUUGCUGUUUGCCGUUUGGCUCCCCAGGACUACCACCGUUUCCAUUUUCCUUGUGGACCCGGGAAGGUGCUGGACCAGUCCUACCUAGCUGGCGAGUACUACUCGGUCAACCCUGUGGCAAUCAACAAUCCCAAGGUUGACGUUCUUACCGAGAACUGUAGAUCAGUAACUAGGCUACAACAUCCAAACUUUGGCCAAGUUGCAUUUGUAGCAGUUGGAGCUACUUUGGUUGGUUCGGUUCAACUUCUCAAAGAGGCGGACUCCAUGUUUGACAAGGGAGAGUGCUAUGGAUACUUUCAGUAUGGCGGCUCCACAUGUGUUAUCAUCACGGAGCCGGGCGCGGUUUCCUGGGAUGCUGACUUGUUGGAUGCAUCUGCUCGUGGCUUGGAGACAUACGUCCGAAUGGGAGAGCAAGUUGGUGUCAGUCCGGCUCCAGCAUGACAUAGGCUCAUGUAGAAUGAUGCGCACAGCCGCGUAGAACAAAGAAGACGGGCUGAUUGUAUCUAUAUACUCGUUAAUUUUGC
Messenger RNA from Cladocopium goreaui, 1128 nucleotides. Lineage: Eukaryota; Dinophyceae; Suessiales; Symbiodiniaceae. The record is from the annotation of a GenBank genome assembly.